Tachysurus vachellii is the source of this 3799-nucleotide messenger RNA. RefSeq names its product transmembrane protein 170B (gene tmem170b). Gene Ontology annotation, biological process: negative regulation of canonical Wnt signaling pathway. The record is from RefSeq and is a predicted model, not a curated record. Gene Ontology annotation, cellular component: plasma membrane. NCBI's taxonomy places the organism in Eukaryota, Metazoa, Chordata, Actinopteri, Siluriformes, Bagridae.
GCUGUCGGUCACACUGAGGAUGUAGCGCUGGUGUAGCCAACAUGGCCCCCGACCAGCCGCCGCUUCUCUCCGCUAUGAAGAGACGAACUAACGCUCCUUCUCCGCUGCCACCGGACACAGUCAGCCCAAACCAGGGCGUUGCUGGUAAAAGAGGGGGGUAGAGCUGCCCAUGUCAGGCCCAUCACUGUCAGCCAAAGCCACGUUCAGCCGUGUGACAAAGCCGGGUGUCGGCGGUGGCAGAACCAUGAGCAAGGAUUAUUCCAUUAAUCUGUCCGUGCAGAGGGUGCUGAGUCUGUGGGUACAAGGCACUGUGCCCACACUGCAGCACUUCACAGAGAUGUGGUACUGGGUCUUCCUGUGGUGUCUCUUCUCAUCACUGUUUGUUCACGGGGCCGUGGGGCUGCUCAUGUGUGUGAUGCUGCAGAGGCACAAGCGUGGACGCCUCAUUACGCUGGUGCUGAUCAGUGCCGGCUUUCUGGCCUCCAUCAUCGGAGGCAUUCUCACCAGUGCAGUGGUGGCCUGGGUGUAUCGUGUCGCAGGAAAGGACAUGGCUCCUCUGGAGGCUCUGGUGUUCGGGGUGGGCCAGACCACGCUCACCAUCCUCAUCUCCUUCUCCCGCAUCCUGGCUACUCUGUGACUGGACCUGGUGGAGGAGGUGGCUGGAGACAUGAGAUAUGGAACUGUGGUUCCUGGAGGUGGCUUACAGGUGGAGGUACAUGGCUUAGCUGCCUUGUGGUUGGCAGCUCAGGCCACAGUAAAUGCUAAGAAAGGUGUUUUAUUUUUCACUGUAAUCGCCAGGAGGACCUCCGUCCGAGCCUGUGAAUAGGCUCACAUCUUGUUGGAUCAUAAACUGCACUUUGGUGGUCGCUGCACUGACGACUGACAGGAAACAGAUAACAGGAAGCUAUAGUGACUGUCUUCAGAAGUUUGUCCUUCUAUGUUUGUUUCUGCAUUCAACUUCUGGGAAGUAUUUUCUGUCAGUCCUGUAUUGUUCAGCGUGUUCAGCGCUCAGAGUAAAUCCACAGCACCUGAGGACCAGCAUGACGUUUCAGCACACACCACCUACGCACUCCCCCAUUACAGACUGAAUAUAUUUAACCCUUUCUGUUUGUCUGAUGUUUCUGUCUUGCAGCAGUCUUAUCAGUAUGGAUGUUAAUGCUAUACAGUCUAACUCACCUUCUCAGUGUUAACACACCUGACAGACAGGAGGUUUAUCUCGGCUGUGAUCCAGCUCACGUUAUUAUAAUCCACUUUAACACUUUACUCAAAGAUAAUCAAGAUUACUGAAUAUAUACUGAUUGUUUAUCAAACAUAUUUAAUUCUUUAUUAUGGACAACUCCAGUGAUUUGAGUUGAAUCUACUGAGGUUUGAUUCACAGAUGAAAUGCUCCUUCAACAUGUAUUACUGAAGCUCCAGCAUCACUUAGACCCUGUUUACAGCCUCCCAUCAGCUCAGCUAAUGUAAUCAUGAUGAAGGGUUUGUACAUGAUUAUUUUACACUAAGGUUCCUGAGAGGAAAGUUUAGAUGUAGGGUUUGUAAAGGUAUCAAUGCGUUUUCUCACAUUAGCUUUUAAUUACCUUUAUAAUCAUCUCUCUUUGUACAUCAAUCCCAUGAGUCUCUGUUGCAUGUAGAUUUGCUUUUCUUUUGUACCUCAGGCCUUAAGCACACUGGGUUUAUAGAGAAGAGUAUAAAUGUGGUGCACUGCUGGGUCACGGCUUCCUGUAGGUUCCUGUGCACCUUCUCUACACACAUGGAGGGGACUUUAGAACCUCCACUCUGCUAAGAAGCUCAAUGGUCCUGGAAUUAAAGUGUCUGUUGCUCAGUGUCGUGCUUUAUACUGCUUUAAUGACCUUGAUCUUUGAGGUCAGCAAGGCUGUGUCUCUGUGUCUUCGAGCCAUGACAGGAAGUUAGGAGUCAAAUCAGAGUCAGCAGAACCUGAACCUGAAAUGCUUAGCAGAAGAAAUGCAUGACUGUAAUGCUGAAAAAACACUUCGGGCAGAAAAUUACAGUCUACGAGACCAUUUGAAUAGAGUGCGGCAGAUUAAGGCAUUCAUCAGGUUGAAGAGCAGCAGUUUUCCUCACACACCUCUGAAAAAUACAGUUAAAACCUCAUUACACACGAAGAGUUUUUUUUCCUGGUGUUCAGGUUGAGAAUCUGCUGACUCUCAUAUUUCAUUGCAUAAAGUUGUAGCAUAUUUAUGACAUUUAAGAAGUAUUGUGAAGUAUUUUUUAUCUAUAAUCUCAUUCCAGUUUCAGCUCUGGACCUGAAGCUUAGCUUUUAGUUGUCGGUUGUUAGUUUGGUUCAAGGGACAGACAGAAAUUGAACUUUGGCAAUAUUUCUGAUUGAACGCCAUCAUCUGUCUGAAUGAACCCACUUUAUUUCAGCAGCCAGUGUCUAACGGAGCAGGACAGCACAUUAAAUCAAACCUGUUUCUUACAGCUGUUCUACAUGCUAUUAUGUUGUUUACGUCGCCACCUUGCUGCUAAUUCUGCAGGGACUUGCAUCAGUUCCUGAUGGUUUAAUGUCUUUAGAUUAAUAGGAUUAAAUCAACACUUUAUUUAUCUGCUAUUUGUAAGAAAUUGAAAGAAGGAGGUGCAGUUUAUAUAAACAGAUCUGAUCAGAAAUGUGUUCACCACAAGUUCUUAUUUAUACUGAAUUGUGAAUGUUACAGAUUCACAGUUAGACACGUUUAUCUCUGGUCAUGAGUUUUUCUCUAAAGCUUUAGCUGUACUGAUUCUCCUGUACGUUCAUGUCUGUAAACUGUCGAACUGAUAAAAUUGUUCUUUUGCAGACUUAUUUUGAAAGGCCAGACAAAUUCAACAAUAUUAUUACAGACUUAUUAUUAUUAUUAUUAUUAUUAUUAUUAUUAUUAUUAUUAUUAUUAUUAUUAGGGUUAUUGUUCAUCGUCAGUAGCAGAUCUGUCCACUAGAGGGCGCUUUUAAAGCGACACCAUGCUUCAUUACCUCUUUAAAGGGUUAAAGAGACACGAGUCUGAUUGUUUUCUUAUGUUUCUAAUCUGAUGUUUCAGCUUCUUGGUUUUCUGUACAGAGACGUACAAAGAUCUCUGUAUUCUAUUCUUUAAAUACAGGACUUACAGCAGCCUCUUCUUUUAGAAAUAUAAAUACACAAUUUUGGAUAAUGCUCCUAGAUUUAUUAUAUAUAAAAUACAUAUAAAAGAGACCAUCAGAUUUUACUAGUAGACUAAAGUACAAUAGAUCCCAAACAUAUUAGAUAAUAGAUGAGUUUUUAAUCUGAAUCUUUCUUUAUUCCUCACCACAAGCUGCUGGAUUUACAGGUUUCAGUUAUAGAAGGACAUCAUCACGUCCAUAUCAGUCAUAUUUCUACAGAAACUAUUUGAGAUUCUUAACCAUCCUAACCUCAGACCUCCAGCUCAAAAGAAAAUAAGCAAACAUCAGACACCAGACUCAUCUCACGUGGUUGGACAUCAGAGGUUAUUAGGAGGUUAUUAGGAGAUUCCUUAAGUUUUUGUCCUGAAUCUCUCCUGUACUGAAGUACUGAGCAGGCCAUCCAGUCUCUUGUCCCAUUUCUCUUGUGAAAUGUUGUAUCACUUUGACCUACACAAGUGUCUUAUAUGUGUUUGAGCUGUGUCACUACAUGCAGAGAGUGUAAAUGGAAAGGAUCGAUCCUCCACAGUCAACUCUGUACAGAACAUGGACAUGGCUUAUGUAGAUAGUGUACCAUAAGGUUCUUUUUUUAAUUUUAUAUCAGCUGGGGUACAGCUGGGGUUUAUAACAUGGAUAUGAUUGUAAAAAAAAAAAGUUUUUCUGUAAAUAAACU